UCUCGCGCAGGCGCCCCAGGACAGUGGCUUCUCUGCGACCGGAGUGCCGCCAUAUUGGUAAGGGUAUGGGGCGGAGAUAGAACGAAACUUCCUGUUCUCGCGGGAGCUAGAGGCGGGACUGCCACGUCCGAGCAAACCGGGAAAGGAAAGGAUCCCGGAGCCGGUGAGAAUUCCCUGCGUUUUCCUACAGUCCCUUUCCAGGCCUAUUCCCCACCUAAUUGGUCAUAGAGACGAAGGUCCAGAGAGUCCGUAAAGUGGAGGAUCAAAGCUUAGAUCGGUGUCCCGGGGGCCCUACAUCCGGGAGGGUUUUGGGGGUAAAGAGAACGAGUCUCGGGAACAGUGUGGGUGGGGACAGAAUGGAAUGGGGGAGCAGCCCACAGAGGUGGACUGAGGGCGCAAGCUAAGUAAAGUGGACCUUGCGUAGAUAUAGAGUUGAGGGUCAAGUGGAGUCACUAUCUCUGUCCCUCUGGUCAGUGUGAUGGCCAGAAGCCUGGGGGCCCCCCACUGGGUGGCCGUGGGACUGCUGACCUGGGCGGCCUUGGGGCUGCUGGUGGCCGGACACGGGGGUCAUGGCGACACGCACGAGGACCAGCAAGAGGAGGACUUCCGUGGCCACAGUCACAGGCACUCACAUGAGGAUUUACACCAUGGACACAGCCAUGCCCAUGGGCAUGGUCACACUCACGAGAGCAUCUGGCAUGGGCAUACCCACGGUCACGACCAUGGACAUUCACAUGAGGAUUUGCACCAUGGCCAUGGCCAUGGCCACUCUCGUGAGAGCCUCUACCACAGAGGACACGGACAUGACCAUGAGCAUAGCCAUGAAGGCUAUGGGGAGUCUGGGGCUCGAGGCAUCACGCAGGACCUGGAUACUGUCACUCUCUGGGCCUAUGCACUGGGGGCCACAGUGCUGAUCUCUGCCGCUCCAUUUUUCAUCCUCUUCCUUAUCCCCGUGGAGUCAAACUCCCCCCGGCAUCGCUCUCUGCUCCAGAUCUUGCUAAGUUUUGCUUCAGGCGGGCUCCUGGGAGAUGCCUUCCUGCACCUCAUUCCUCAUGCCCUGGAACCUCAUUCUCACCAUACUCUAGAGCAGCCUGGACAUGGACACUCCCACAGUGGCCAGGGCCCCAUUCUGUCUGUGGGACUGUGGGUUCUCAGUGGAAUUGUUGCCUUUCUUGUGGUGGAGAAAUUUGUGAGACAUGUGAAAGGAGGACAUGGACAUGGACAUGCUCACGGUCACACACAUGGAAGUCAUGGACCUGGAAAACAGGAGCAUCCUUCAAAGGAGAAACAGAGCUCAGAGAAAGAAGAAAAGGAAACAGAGGGGUUGCGGAAGAGAAAAGAAGGGAGCAUAGGACCGAAAGAUGGGCCAGUGAGACCUCAGAACGUUGAAGAAGAAAAAACAGGUUCAGACCUGCGUGUGUCCGGGUACCUGAAUCUGGCUGCUGACUUGGCACACAACUUCACAGAUGGCUUGGCCAUUGGUGCUUCCUUUCGAGGGGGCCGGGGGCUUGGGAUCCUAACCACAAUGACUGUCCUGCUACAUGAAGUGCCCCAUGAGGUUGGGGACUUUGCCAUCUUGGUACAGUCUGGCUACAGCAAAAAACAGGCGAUGCGCCUACAACUGCUGACAGCGGUAGGGGCACUGGCAGGCACAGCCUGUGCCCUUCUAACUGAAGGAGGGGCAGUGGGAAGUGAAGUUGCAAGUGGUGCAGGUCCUGGUUGGGUUCUGCCAUUCACUGCAGGUGGUUUUAUCUAUGUAGCAACAGUGUCCGUGUUGCCUGAGCUGUUGAGGGAGGCAUCACCAUUGCAGUCACUUCUGGAGGUGCUGGGGCUGCUGGGGGGAGUUGCCAUGAUGGUGCUGAUUGCCCACUUCGAGUGAGAGGUGGGAUAAAUUGCCCCAACCUCUGCCCCAAACCUCUACCCCUAGCUCCAGAUCAGGGGUCUAUAGAGGUUGGGGGCCCUAGCCAAGGACAUCUGCCAAAGGAAGGAGUUGUAGCCCAGGAGAAUGGUGACUUUGGCAUUAAGGCCUUCAAGUGUGGCAGUCUUACAGGGGUUGUAGAGGUGAGAAUGAGAGGCCAGAGGUACCAUAGUGUUGGGCACCACCUGACCAUGUUGUUGGGUUUGGAGGACUAAAUGGGUGGGGCCAUGAAGAAAGCUGGAAGGGAGAGGGGUGAUAGUCUACCUAGUGUUCCCUACUCCACCUGUUCUCAGAGGACCAAGCUGUCACACACAGGUUCUCCAAAGUACACCUAUCUCUCCCACGAGUUGGUGGAGGCUUCAGGGAAGACCAGAGCUCUGGACAGAGGAGGUCACAGGAGGAGCCGGGAUAAACAUCACUUAAACAUCAAUCGUGUGUCCUGAUUUGGGAGUGAUUGGGGGAUGGGAGGGUGGGAGAGGGUUAGCUGGUGAUCUCAUGGCCUGAUUUUUUUUGUUUCUAUUCUUUUUAUAUCACUGUGUUUAAAUUGAGGGGGAGGGGUGGUGGCCGGAAAUAAAGCCCUCGGAUCUUCCGCCCCACA
This is a messenger RNA of Galeopterus variegatus (Sunda flying lemur), 2516 nucleotides long. It is a transcript of the gene SLC39A7, whose product is annotated as solute carrier family 39 (zinc transporter), member 7. Gene Ontology annotation, biological process: intracellular zinc ion homeostasis; zinc ion transmembrane transport. The record is from RefSeq and is a predicted model, not a curated record. Gene Ontology annotation, cellular component: membrane. The transcript has 7 exons. Gene Ontology annotation, molecular function: zinc ion transmembrane transporter activity. The coding region runs from base 479 to 1879 and encodes 466 amino acids. Lineage: Eukaryota; Metazoa; Chordata; Mammalia; Dermoptera; Cynocephalidae.